Recurvomyces mirabilis is the source of this 2220-nucleotide messenger RNA. RefSeq lists its product as uncharacterized. The coding region runs from base 1 to 2220 and encodes 739 amino acids. The record is from RefSeq and is a predicted model, not a curated record. NCBI's taxonomy places the organism in Eukaryota, Fungi, Ascomycota, Dothideomycetes, Mycosphaerellales, Teratosphaeriaceae. The transcript is spliced from 2 exons.
AUGAGGGCGGGACGUUUGGCUAGCGAGGCUGCUAUAGCAGUGCAACAGGCACCUGCGACGACACAGGAGUCAGCGGGACCCUCUUUGGACGAUACGCUUGAGCAGAUGUUUGCAGACGCCGACUCGGAAGAGAACCCCACGCUCGGAACCACGGCGGCAGUCACGCAUUCCAGACUCGUCGGAACGGGGAUACAGCCGUCAGCUUUGGUGGAAGGUAGUGGAAACCCCAGCAUUCGAGCAGAUCGCAACAUCCAUGCUCAGACUAUGACAGCGACAGGCAGCCGCAACCGUGAGUACCAAGCACGCCGAGUGACAGCUCUACGUCGCGAGCUGCAUCGCAUGCGCAAUGGCAUCGAACGUGUAAUGACUGGUCUUCGUGAUCUUGGAGAGGCAGUGCCUGAUCACCAAGAAGCCACGACGAGGCUGACUGACCUCGGCACAAGACUGGACGCUCUUGAUGGUCGGCCGUCUCAUGAAGACGCUGCGCAGGCUAUCAAUAGCGUCAACGCGCUAGUCAGUGAUUCGAGUGCGUCGCAGACUGAUCGUGCCAUGGUUACUAUGCAGUCUAGUGUCGAUGAAGCAAGACGACAGAUGAAUGAAGCCAGGCAAAAUCGCGACCAAGCCGCUUCGGAGCUCGAUGCUGCAGAAUCAGAGUUUAGAACGUCUCAGCAAAGACUGCAGCAACUUCAGCGCGAACAAAGGACCACUGAGAACUACAUGCGAUUAUUUGGCACCCGCGAGGAGAUGGCAGCGCAAGGAGACCAGUAUGAGAGCCCCAUUGGCGGCAUGUUUACUCGUGCUUACGAGCGCUUCCGAGCUGCCGAGGAGGUCCGGCAAGAAGAGCGUACGCUGCGGCGUGUGAUGGAAGACGAAGCUCGGGUCGGCGGCGAAGCUCACGCCGCACAGCUGGCAGAGCUAGAGAAUCGAGAUCGUGAUGUAUGGGGUGUGCCACAGCAAGCCGCACGCACCAAUGAAGACACAAAUGUCCUCGCGGACGUGGAGCAAGAGCCACGAGGAGAGCUGGAAGAGUACUACGCUCUGCUACGCAGGCAGGACUGGCGACAGCGACCAUCGGACGGCGACAGGGCUCAACCACCCCUUGCAUCAGCCAGGGCUGGGAUCGCCUACCAGAUGGGCCACCGUGUUGGGCUUGAGCAGCGCGUCGAGAAUUUCCCGCGCAGCAUGCUUCGAGAGCCGAGCCUUUCGAUUUCAUCCACGGCCCAGAGCGAAAGCCAUCCGCUGGAUCAUGUACUUGACGCCAGGUUACCGCCAGGAGAUGACUGGCGCCAGGAUGUGCUUUACAUGGUUGCGCAGCUCAUGGCCUCGGAUAUUGACAUGAUGGAGCUCGAUCCAGGACGACCAAACACCACGACCUUGAAUGCUAUACUAGAGGGACUCAUGAAUGAUUCGCAGGUCAGCCAACAAAUGCAAGAGAUCUGCAACAACCUACUACGCACUACCGAUGCUGUCUGGCGGACCGGUCUACCCACCCAGCGACUACAGCGACGGCGUACGCGAGGUCUCUCACCAGCCUUGACCCCUGAUUUGACACACUUUGACGAUUACAUGCUGUAUAUGGACAAUGUCGAGAUCAUGGCUGAGGCAUAUCAGAUGUCAGCCGACGUACGUAGACGCGCCUCCUCGAUGACUCCACCAGAACGUCUGAGUAUGCUUUACCGCUUGCAGGCUGGGACUAGAGAAACGCAAGAUGUGAUGAGACUGCAGAGUAUGCUCGCAGACCACGACACAUUUGCGCUUGCCGACCGGACUCAUCGUGCGAUGAGUGAGGCGGACCCUGGAUUCCUCUCGGAGCACCGAACCCACAUCGAUCAGCAAAGACGUCAUGCUGCUCGGCAAGGCGAUCACUCUCGCCAGGAGCUCAAUACCUCCCGACAAGCUGCUUCGGCACUAGCUGUGGCGGCUGGCCGCACAGCAAUGCAAACCAGUCCCGACACACUACUCGAACGCAUGGCAGCUGCUGAUGAAGAGACUCGUGCCGCCUACGACCGCCUUCGUCAGAACGGCUGGGCACCGAAUGGGCCGACGUCGUCUGCUCGUGCUCUACGCUUGACGAUGUAUCGACCGCUGAAUCUUGCAGACCUUGCAUCACCAUCCGAUACUGACUCGGAAGGAGAAGAAGACGAAGCUCAGGGGCUAGAUGCCAAGGACACUGGACGCCCUGAGCCUAAGACAGAAGAGGAGAUGCAAGAAGGGGAUUAG